AUGCCUUUCGGCCACCACCAGAAUGCGCAGAACAACCCGGCGGCUGGGAUAUACCAAGCCGCGGCGGCAUUGGGCAGCAUAGGCGCGCCCAUGGGAAAUCUGCGCGCCGCAACGUCAGGCCAAACCAGCGCAGGCACCGACGCCUUCCAGCCCUCCAGCAGCGUCCAGUCGCCCAUAGAGCAGCCCUACACGGCACCCCCAGCAGCGCAAGCCAGCUUCGAAGCCCCGCGGCGAGCGCCCACCGGUACUGCGAGCCGUGCAUCUGCGCCCGAAUCCGAGCUUCAUAUCCAGACGGCCACUGCGGCGACAGCGCCCGCACACGCACCCGCUCCAGGCCAACCACCGUCGCAGCAACAGCAGCAGCAGCAGCAGCAGCAGCAGCAGCAGCAGCAGCAGCAGCAGCAGCAUCAGCAGCAUCAGCAGCCGAACAUGUACAAUUCCCCCGACAACUACGCGGCCCCGAGCAUGCAGCUACAGCAAGCCAAACCCCCGGGAGUGCGCAGUACGGCACCCCCUCCCUCACAGCCACCCGCCGCUGGUCCUGGUCAGCAGCGACCCGCGCCUUCCUCAGCGUACACGGCGCCCGCAAUGGUGCCCACGCAGAACCAGAUCCCCAGCAAUGCCCAGCAGUACACACUCCCUACGCGCUCCAACACCAUCCACCAGUCGCAGCCUUCACCACAUUCUUCGCACGGCUAUUCGCGAUCGAGUCCAGCUGGCCUGGGCCCCGACCAGAAGUACAUUCCUUUUUCCAACACGCCUGAGCAGUCCAAGUACGCUCCCAACACGCCCUCGCAAAAGUACUACCCUUCAACGCCCUCGGGCGCUGCCUCCCACUCCCCCCUGGGACUCGCCGACAUCAGACCACGCGCAAACUCGACCAUGGACCAAGAGGGCCAAAUGGGCCACGGCAAUGCCAUGACGACCGAGCAGGGCAAAGUUGCUACCAACAGCAAUUACCUCGCCCCUUGGAGCAUAUAUGCAUACGACUGGUGCAAAUGGGCCGUCCCUGGCGGCAAUAGCGCAGGAAAGAUGGCUGUGGGCAGCUAUCUUGAAGACAAUCACAACUUUAUUCGUAUCCUAGAUACUCAGAUUGUCCCCCAGGACGUUACAGCCCCCGGCGCAUCACCAUAUGGCCUGGAAUACAGCGCCGUUGCCGAAGCCACAUGCUCAUUUCCCGUCACACGAAUACUGUGGGAGCCACCAUCGUCUCAGAAGCAGUCGACAGACCUCCUCGCAACAUCUGGUGACCAUUUGCGACUCUGGUCCCUACCUCAGAGCUCUGGCAAUACCAUGAGCAACACCAUCACAAGAUCCUCUUCCAUAAACACACGAGAGCCUCAACUACCUAAGCUUACGCCCCUUGCCCUCCUCUCCAAUUCAAAAACCCCCGAACACACCGCGCCACUCACCUCUCUUGAUUGGAACACCUUGUCUCCGAAGCUCAUCAUCACGUCCAGCAUAGACACGACGUGCACCAUUUGGGAUAUACCUUCACUCACUGCCAAAACGCAGCUGAUUGCACACGACAAGGAGGUCUUCGAUGUGCGUUUCUGCGCCGGAAGCGUCGACGUUUUUGUAAGCUGUGGAGCCGAUGGUAGCGUGCGCAUGUUCGACCUGCGUAGUCUCGAGCACAGCACCAUCAUCUACGAGCCUUCUGAUAAGAACGGCGACCGCGACAAGGGCUCUCCGACAAGCGGUCGAAUGUCACCCACCAAGGCUCAGCAGACAAUGUCGUACGCGCCCCCGCUGCUCCGUCUCGCCGCCUCACCCCAUGAUUCGCAUCUCCUAGCUACAUUCGCUGCCGAUUCAAACCUCAUUCGCAUUCUCGACGUGCGGCAGCCUGGGCAGGCUCUUCUUGAGCUCCGUGGACAUUCGUCGUCAGUGAACAGCAUCGAAUGGAACCCCUCACGGAGAGGUAUGCUAGCCUCUGGUGGAGAUGAUUCUCUCGUCCUCGUAUGGGAUCUGUUACACGCCAACAACGGCGCAGCAAUAAGUAGUGAGCAUGCAGCACCGCCGCAACCGCCACCAAGCGCCCAUCCUGCAAAUGGAGCAGCAGGGGCACAGAAUGCGCCUGUUGGCCAGAAGGGGCCAUAUGCUAGUUGGAGAUGUGAUUACGAAGUCGGGAACAUUAGUUGGGCGCCACAGAGCGCACUCACGGGGCAAGGAGGCGAGUGGCUCGGCGUCGCUGGAGGAAGAGGCGUCUGGGGGGUAAAGCUAUGAUUGGCGACAUUCCCUAGUUUUCCAAUGAACGAUAAAUGUCUACGGCUUAGGUGAAACAAUUGGUGGGUGGCCUGUACUGGUGAGCUCUCGGUUUUGUAUGUUGCGGCUCUGCUUCGGGGGAAAGUAAAAGCACCUCGCCGUCCUUGCGGGCGUUUGUGACGCGGCUUGAUCAAGCAAGAUACCUAAGCUUUCUGCAGCAAUUUCGGAAAAUUCGUUGAAACGAAACUGAUCGAUCACAUGUGCAUCAUCAGAGUAUUUGCUCGACAACUUCGCUCUUUCAAUCAUGUUAGGAUGUUGAAAAGAAAUAUCUUCUGAUAAUGACGCUGAAGAUCGAUCUGAGCAGCUGCAAUGUUGCCGAAGCCGCGCAUGGAAGUAGGGGCCAUGUGUGUCUGAGGAGGAACUCGGACCCAGGAUCGGGUGGCGGUACUUGGCAUAUCGUACGACUAAACAUUCGACACCAAGAAACCUG
Messenger RNA from Parastagonospora nodorum SN15, 2692 nucleotides. RefSeq lists its product as hypothetical. The record is from RefSeq and is a predicted model, not a curated record. The coding region runs from base 1 to 2223 and encodes 740 amino acids. The transcript is spliced from 4 exons. Gene Ontology annotation, molecular function: protein binding. Gene Ontology annotation, cellular component: nucleus. Lineage: Eukaryota; Fungi; Ascomycota; Dothideomycetes; Pleosporales; Phaeosphaeriaceae.